AGAUUGAAUUCACAUAGUCUUAGCACCAGUACUUGUGCCAUUAGUGCAAACGCAUGGGAGGAGCAUCAGACAUGCAUGUCGAUCUGGUUCCACUAGCUUCGACAUCUCAGAUAGAACGCACCCCUUCUAGAGAGGAUGGUUUACCUGCGGAUCUAGAAGAGGACUUGAGGGCAUUCGGAUGCAAGCUCAUACAUGAAGCUGGGAUAUUACUGAAACAAAAACAAGUCGCUGUAGCCACAGCUCAAAUCCUGUUCCAACGUUUCUGGUAUGUAACUUCCAUGAAACAGUUCGGUAUCGGUGACAUCGGAAUGGGAGCCCUAUACCUCGCAUCCAAACUCGAAGAGUGCCCGCUCCGGAUGCGCGACCUCAUAAACGUCUACGACCUCCUCCUCCAACGCACAUCCCACACACUCUCCUCGCCUCAAAACAAGGACACAUUCAAAUACGCACCGAUGUCUUACUUUGGAAACACCUUCUACGAUCUCAAAGAUGCACUAGUUGUAGCUGAGAUGCAGAUCCUGAAGCGAUUGGGGUUUAAUGUUCAUGUGGUACUGCCAUAUGGCACGCUUAUAAACUAUCUCCGCGUUUUGGGGUUGACGAGUCGGAAGGAUGCUUGUGCGAGGGCGUGGGGGUACCUUAAUGAUGCCCUGCAGACACCCGUUUAUGCGCUAUACGCAGUCCCAACGAUAGUCAGCGCAGCUAUCCUCCUUACUUCUCGUCAUCUCGGCAUAUCGCUACCUUCUUCGCCACCUCAUUGCUGGUGGGACCUAUUUGAUGCGCCUUGGGAAGACGUGUGGAGCGUUUGUGGUUAUGUCAUGCGUUUGUAUCGCGAGCGCACGCCGGAGGAGAGGAUGAGGGUUUUGAAAUUGGUGAAUAAGAAGGAUGUGAGGGGGUGGUUGGAAGAGAGUGCUGCUGUAUGAUCUUGAAUCUUGGUGUGCGAUCUUGGCGAUUGGGCUCUGGGCGGAUGCGGCUUCUUGCUGAUCUGUACGUUGCGGUAGCCGUAUGGUCCGAGGCGAUCAUACACUUCUAUGCACCCCAUCGGUUCAUAGGUCACCGCGGCAUCGCUAUUUCCUUUGACAAGCCGUUGUAGCCUCCGUCCCGCUCGAAUUAACGUCAUAAAUGCGUUGAG
This is a messenger RNA of Suillus bovinus, 1129 nucleotides long. Its product is annotated as cyclin-like protein. Gene Ontology annotation, cellular component: nucleus. The transcript is spliced from 4 exons. Gene Ontology annotation, biological process: regulation of transcription by RNA polymerase II. The record is from RefSeq and is a predicted model, not a curated record. Bases 54 to 920 code for a protein of 288 amino acids. NCBI's taxonomy places the organism in Eukaryota, Fungi, Basidiomycota, Agaricomycetes, Boletales, Suillaceae. Gene Ontology annotation, molecular function: cyclin-dependent protein serine/threonine kinase regulator activity.